GCAAGUUCCAUCAAAAAGAGGAAAAAGAACGGAAAGCAAUUGCGAAGGGAGGAGCAAGGAGAGCUCGGCUCUCUUCUCUCUUCUCUCUUCCCUCUUCCCUCGUCUCUUCCAUCUAAGCCCUAAUUCCCAAUAGCGGUUCUCCCUCCACCAGGAAUCCGUCGGAAAUCGACGUCCUCUCUCCGCCAAAGAGAUCUUGAGGCCUGGAAUCGGUGUUUCUUUUGAUGGCGUCCAACAGCAACAACCAGCCGCGCGCCGUCGGCGGAUCGCCGUCUCUCGCCAACUCGGGAAUGGGCUUGCCAGCGUCAGCUAACCCGCCGUCCCAUCUCCGUCCCCCGCCGGCGCCUGGUCCAUCUCCUUUCCAGGGUCUCUUUCACUCGCAAACGCAAUCCCAAGCCCAGCCGCAGGUCCACUCCCCCUUCCAGAUCCAUAUGGGUUCUCAGUCCCAUCUCGGUCCCCUUGGGUCGUCAUCCCCCUCCUUCUCGACCCCCGGCGCCAAGCGGCCCCCUCAGAAGCCCCCAGCUAGGCCCCCGGUCCCCAUCUCUGCUGCCGGCAGCCCAAGCAUCAAGACCGCUGAUAUAACUGCCGCUGCCCGGAGAAAGAAGCGCAAGCUUCCAGAGAAGCAGCUGCCUGACCGAGUUGCAGCCCUCUUACCUGAGUCCGCCCUCUACACUCAGUUGCUCGAGUUUGAAGCGCGGGUUGAUGCGGCCCUCGCAAGGAAGAAGAUCGACAUACAAGAAGCUCUGAAAAGCCCUCCUUCCAUGCAGAGAACCCUUAGGAUUUAUGUCUUCAAUACCUUCGCCAACCAAACACGCACUAUUCCUGAGCCCAAGAAUGCAGAGCCUCCCUCAUGGUCUCUGAAGAUUGUUGGGAGGAUCUUGGAGGACGGUGUUGACCCCGAUCCUGUUGGUGGGCUGCCUAAGCCCAACCCCAUAUACCCGAAGUUCUCAUCAUUCUUUAAAAGGGUUACGAUCGCGUUGGACCCAUCUCUGUACCCAGAGAACCCAACGAUCUUGUGGGAGCAAGCACGAUUGCCAGCAGCACAUGAAGGCUUUGAGAUCAAGCGGAUGGGAGAUAAGGAGUUCACUGCUAGUAUAAGGCUUGAGAUGAAUUAUAAUCCUGAAAAGUUCAGAUUAUCACCUCCACUGAUAGAGGUGCUUGGAAUAGAGGUUGAUACACGAGCUAGAAUUAUAGCUGGGAUAUGGCAGUAUGUGAAGGCAAAGAAAUUGCAGAACCCUACUGAUCCCUCGUAUUUUGCUUGUGAUCCACCUUUGAGGAAGGUAUUUGGAGAAGACAAGAUGAAGUUUGCUAUGGUGUCACAGAAGAUCUCACCACAUCUAUCUCCUCCACAACCCAUUCAUUUGGAGCAUAAGAUUAGGCUUUCAGGAAAUGGUGCCGUGGGCAAUGCUUGCUAUGAUGUGCUAGUUGAUGUUCCAUUUCCUCUGCAGAAGGAAAUGUCAGUCUUCCUUGCUAACACAGAGAAACACAGAGAUAUCGAGGCUUGUGAGGAAGUGAUAUGUGCUUCCAUUAAGAAGAUUCAUGAGCACCGGAGGAGAAGGGCUUUCUUUCUUGGCUUCAGUCAGUCUCCUGUGGAGUUUAUAAAUGCUUUGAUUGCUUCACAGGGUAGGGACUUAAAACUUAUAGCGGGUGAAGCAAACCGAAACGCUGAGAGGGAACGCCGUUCUGACUUCUAUAACCAACCAUGGGUUGAAGAUGCUGUCAUACGCUAUCUCAACCGCAAACCUGCAACCGGUAAUGAUGCUCCUGGUAGCACAUGAAUGCAAGACUGACUCAUUGCUCUCAAUAUUUGCCAUACAUUUCUAGACAUGGACAGGGUUGUAUUUUGUAGGUUUUCUGUCUGUUGUCUUUUUCAAGUUCCUGGACACGGAAAGGAAUUUCUAUAAUGAUCAUUUUAGUUUGAUAGCAAAAAUUCAAUUUAACUAA
Musa acuminata subsp. malaccensis (wild Malaysian banana) is the source of this 1941-nucleotide messenger RNA. Its product is annotated as SWI/SNF complex component SNF12 homolog. Lineage: Eukaryota; Viridiplantae; Streptophyta; Magnoliopsida; Zingiberales; Musaceae. Gene Ontology annotation, biological process: regulation of transcription by RNA polymerase II. The record is from RefSeq and is a predicted model, not a curated record. Gene Ontology annotation, cellular component: SWI/SNF complex; nucleus.